AUGUCGAGCAAUGAUUCAGUACAAAGUCAAUUAGUGGAAUCAUUCAAGAAUGCCAUCAAUUUAGAAUUGCAGUCAGAUUUAUUGUUGACAAAUUCGUACUUAACGUCUUAUUCGCCAAAGAAAUUGCACAAAUUGGGGUUGGCAGUAAUUAACUUGAUCGUCACAAAUGUAAAGAAUGGUCUUGGUGGUAAAACAAUAAUAGAAUUGGAAAUAGAUCCUGCUUUGAAAUCAAAUGAGACAGAAAUUCAAAUGGGAUCCCUAAGAGUUGGGGAUAUUAUAAGGUUAGACAAGAUGAGUAAUGCUAAUACAUCAGAAACUGUUCAGACAAAGAAGGCACAAGAUAAUUCGUCUAAAAAGAAAAAGGGUAAUGGCGAAGAGGAUAAUAGUCAAGAUGAAUCUUUAGAUGCUGUGCUUAUAAAAAUUAACUCAAAUACAAUCACUAUCUCAAUUGAAGAGGACCAUUCCGAAGAAAAGGUACUAAGCUUGUACAAUAAUACGUCCAAUGAUAAUGUUAGAAUGUGGAUAGUAAAAUUAAGUAACUCAAUUACCUACAAAAGGAUGACAAGCUCCAUGAACAAGCUAGCUGAAUUAUCACCUUCUAAGAAAAGUGAAAUAAUUCAAUACUUACUUGGGGAAACACAGUAUGCCAAAAAAAGUACUGCAAAAUCUUUAAAAGAUAAACAGUUUUUCAAUCCCAAUUUGAAUUCUUCCCAGAAAGAAGCAAUCAACUUUGCGAUCAAUGAGUCUGCCAUAACGAUUAUUCACGGACCACCUGGAACAGGUAAAACCUAUACAUUAAUAGAAUUAAUCAAACAGUUGACGUUCAAUAAUGGUGAGAAAGUGUUAGUAUGUGGGCCAUCUAACAUUUCAGUAGAUACAAUUUUGGAAAGAUUAUCACCGAUUUUUAAUGAGGAGGACGAGGCGGAUAAAAAGAAAACUCGUAGAGCUGCCAAAAAGAAUACGUCGGCUUUAAAGAACCCAGAGAAAUUAAUUCGUAUAGGCCAUCCUGCAAGACUUCUAGGCAACAAUUUACAACAUUCGCUUGAUAUAUUAUCUAAAACUAAUUACGAUACCGGAUCUAAUGAUAACAAGGAAAUAUUGAAAGAUAUAGAAAAAGAUAUCAGUGACACACUAGGGAAGGCUAAGAAAUGUCGAAACUAUGCUGAAAGACGAGCUUUGUGGUCAGAUUUGAAAACAUAUAAAAAGGAGUUACGUAUUCGGGAGCGCAAGAUAGUACAAGACUUACUAGUGGGUGCCAACGUUAUUCUUAGUACCUUACAUGGUGCCGGAAGUUACGAGCUUACGUCACUAUACAAAGAACCAACGUUGAACUUCGACCACGACCAUCCCUUAUUUGAUACUAUAAUCAUCGAUGAAGUUUCUCAAUCGCUCGAGCCGCAAUGCUGGAUUCCUUUGGUCAACCACUUAGGAUGCAAGCGCUUAGUGAUAGCCGGGGAUAACAUGCAGUUACCUCCAACGGUGAAAUCAAAAGAUGAUCUAGAUGCAUUGAUGCAUAAACUUAGCAUAGAUGGCCCAGUAGCGGAUUUAGAAUUAACCUUAUUUGAUAGACUCAUCCGAGACCAUAACGGGACGCAAUUUAAAAAGCUCUUGGACACCCAGUACCGCAUGAAUGAAGACAUUAUGCGUUUUCCGUCGAAUGAGCUUUACGAUGGCAACCUCAAGGCUCACGACUCAGUUCGUUCGUUGACACUUGAAGAUUUGCCCUCAGUCAAGCCUACCGAUGAUACCUCCGUGCCAUGUGUAUGGUACGACACACAGGGAGGCGAUUUCCCCGAGAAGUCUAGCGACGACGAUUCGCAUGCAAUGGCCGAAUCAACUGGCUCCAAGUACAACGAUAUGGAGGUGCUAGUGGUGGUCCAGCACCUUCAGAAUCUACUACAAGCAGGCAUGGCCCCUGCCGAUAUAGGCAUUAUCUCCCCCUACAACGCACAGGCCUCCUUACUUAAAAAAACCCUUCAGCUGCGCCAGCUCGAUGGGAUCGAGGUAUCUACCGUUGACGGGUUCCAGGGCCGUGAAAAGGAGGCCAUAAUUAUCUCGCUAGUCAGAUCGAAUUCUAAUAGAGAAAUAGGCUUUUUGGCAGAUAGGAGAAGGUUGAAUGUGGCCAUGACUAGACCUAAAAAGCAUCUCUGCAUCAUCGGCGAUCUAGAAUUAAUGGCCACAAAUGGUAAAAAAUACUUGACAAAUUGGUCGCAGUAUGCAGAGAAUGAGUACGAAAUUAGAUAUCCCGAUCUAGGUGAUUAUUGA
Debaryomyces fabryi is the source of this 2265-nucleotide messenger RNA. RefSeq names its product ATP-dependent 5'-3' DNA helicase. Lineage: Eukaryota; Fungi; Ascomycota; Pichiomycetes; Serinales; Debaryomycetaceae. The record is from RefSeq and is a predicted model, not a curated record. Gene Ontology annotation, molecular function: ATP binding; 5'-3' DNA helicase activity; ATP hydrolysis activity. The transcript has a single exon. The coding region runs from base 1 to 2265 and encodes 754 amino acids.